This is a messenger RNA of Sphaerodactylus townsendi, 4993 nucleotides long. It is a transcript of the gene MIOS, whose product is annotated as meiosis regulator for oocyte development. Gene Ontology annotation, molecular function: protein binding. Gene Ontology annotation, cellular component: cytoplasm. The record is from RefSeq and is a predicted model, not a curated record. Bases 276 to 2906 code for a protein of 876 amino acids. Gene Ontology annotation, biological process: cellular response to amino acid starvation; positive regulation of TORC1 signaling. The transcript has 11 exons. NCBI's taxonomy places the organism in Eukaryota, Metazoa, Chordata, Lepidosauria, Squamata, Sphaerodactylidae.
UCCGCGUGUCAGCUCAGCUACCAUGGAUUGUGCGAUGGCGGAGCACCUGCAGUCCUGGAUUGAGUAGGGUGGUUAGACUAGGUUGCCUCUGUGGCACCUUCCGACUCUGAUUCUGUGGUUCUAGUAGUCGUUGCUGGCUCUGGAGAGAAGAUUACAAGUGUCACUCGCCUCGGAAAUCCCUGACGGGGAAUUGGGAUGGACCUAAAGGAAUGAAUGCGGCUCAAGUCUUCCAAACAACAAUAUAAUCUCCCUUUCAGCAAUUAGUGGGAGCAGUCAUGAGUGGCUCUAAACCUGACAUUUUGUGGGCUCCACAUCAUGUAAAUAGAUUUGUUGUGUGUGACUCUGAGCUGAGCCUCUACCACAUCGAAUCUGCUGUAAGUUCUGAGCUCAAAGCAGGAUCACUACGUUUAUCGGAAGAAACCACAGCCACUCUGUUGUCCAUUAAUUCAGACACCCCGUAUAUGAAAUGUGUGGCUUGGUACCCCAAAUACGAUCCAGAAUGUCUCCUGGCGGUUGGGCAGGCCAAUGGCCGAGUUGUGCUUACUAGUCUUGGCCAAGAUCACAAUUCAAAGUCCAAGGAGUUGAUAGGAAAAGAAUUUGUUCCGAAACAUGCACGGCAGUGCAACACCUUAGCAUGGAAUCCACUCGAUGGCUAUUGGCUUGCUGCUGGCCUGGAUAAGCAUCGGGCUGAUUUCUCGGUACUAAUCUGGGACAUCAGUAGCAAAUACACUCCAGAAAUUCCAGUUGCAACUGAAAAGGUUAGACUUUCCUCUGGAGACACCGAAGCAGGGCUGGUUGUGACAAAGCCACUUUAUGAAUUGGGGCAGAAUGAUGCUUGCCUUUCUCUUUGUUGGCUUCCACGGGAUCAGAAACUUCUUUUAGCUGGAAUGCAUCGGAACUUGGCUAUCUUUGACCUUAGGAAUAUAAGCCAAAAAAUGUUUGUGAAUACCAAGGCUGUUCAAGGAGUCAGCGUUGAUCCAUUUUUCCACGAUCGCGUGGCUUCCUUCUAUGAAGGUCAGGUUGCCAUAUGGGAUCUCAGAAAGUUUGAAAAGCCUGUUUUGACCCUACUGGAACAACCAAAACCCUUAACGAAAGUGGCUUGGUGUCCUACAAGGACUGGAUUGCUAGCUACUUUGACCAGAGAUAGUAAUGUCAUCAAACUCUAUGACAUGCAGCACACUCCCACGCCCAUAGAUGAAACUGAACCCACAAUCAUUGAAAGAAGUGUGCAGCCCUGUGAACAUUAUAUUGCUUCCUUUGCAUGGCAUCCCACAAAUCAAAAUCGAAUGGUGGUGGUAACUCCAAACAGGACCAUGUCAGACUUUACUGUGUUUGAAAGGAUCUCACUUGCAUGGAGUCCAGUGACCUCUUUGAUGUGGGCAUGCGGGAGGCAUUUGUAUGAGUGCACCGAAGAAGGAAAGGCCCAUUCCCUUGAAAAAGACAUUGCCACCAAAAUGCGUCUGAGGGCUUUAUCCAGGUAUGGCCUUGACACGGAACAGAUCUGGCGAAACCAUAUUCUGGCAGGAAAUGAAGACCCACAGCUGAAGUCACUCUGGUACACUCUGCACUUUAUGAAACAGUAUACGGAGGAUAUGGAUCAGAAAUUAACAGGAAACAAGGGUUCCUUAGUUUAUGCAGGCAUCAAAUCCAUUGUGAAGGCAUCUAUGGGGACAACAGAGAACCUCAGGCAUAGCCGGAGUGGGUCUGAUCGACAGGCAGAUAUUAUUCAGUAUCUCAGCGAGGAGAGAUUGCUGGCUUUGCAGCUGUGUGGAUGGAUCAAGAAGGGCACGGAUGUCGAUGUGGAACCUUUCCUAAACUCUUUGGAACAAGAAGGAGAUUGGGAGCGAGCUGCUGCUGUAGCACUCUUCAACUCAGACAUACGACGAGCGAUACAGAUACUGAACAAAGGAGCUUCUUCAGGAAAAGGUGACCUCAAUCUCAAUGUUGUGGCCAUGGCAUUAUCCGGCUACACAGAUGAGAAGAACUCCUUGUGGAGAGAGAUGUGUAGCACUCUGCGGUUGCAGCUAAACAACCCUUACCUGUGUGCAAUGUUUGCAUUUCUGACGAGCGAGUCGGGUUCCUACGAUGGAGUUUUGUAUGAAAGCAAUGUAGCAGUACGAGACAGAGUGGCAUUUGCUUGUAAAUUCCUCACUGAUGUUCAGUUGAAUAGAUUCCUUGAAAAAUUAACGAGUGAAAUGAAAGAAGCUGGGAACUUAGAAGGAAUACUCCUGACGGGACUAACGAAGGACGGGGUGGAUUUAAUGGAAAGUUAUGUUGACAGAACAGGAGAUGUUCAGACGGCAAGCUAUUGUAUGUUACAGGGUUCUCCCUCUGAGGUGCUUAAAGAUGAGCGGGUUCAAUAUUGGAUUGAAAACUAUCGGAACCUCUUGGAUGCCUGGAGGUUUUGGCACAAACGAGCAGAAUUUGACAUCCACAGGAGUAAGCUGGAUCCUAGCUCAAAACCCUUAGCACAGGUGUUUGUCAGCUGCAAUUUUUGUGGAAAAUCCAUCUCCUACAGCUGCUCAGCCAUUCCACAUCAGGGUCGAGGUUUUAGUCAGUAUGGCGUCAGUGGAUCCCCCACCAAAUCCAAGGUCACAAGUUGCCCUGGUUGCCGCAAGCCCCUCCCUCGCUGUGCACUUUGUCUAAUAAAUAUGGGAACUCCAGUUUCCAGCUGCCCAGGAGGAUCCAAGUCAGAUGAAAAGGUAGAUCUCAGCAAAGACAAAAAACUAGCUCAGUUCAACAACUGGUUUACCUGGUGUCACAACUGUAGGCAUGGCGGUCAUGCGGGACACAUGCUCAGCUGGUUCAGAGAUCAUACUGAAUGCCCUGUCUCUGCAUGUUCGUGUAAAUGUAUGCAGCUGGAUACGACAGGGAAUCUCAUCCCAGCAGAGAUGGUCCAGGCGUAAAACGUCAGAGCUUGAACAAGGACCUUCAGAACAGAAGCUGUCCCUAAUAGACAUCCUUCACAGACACAACACAUACCUCAGAACAAGUCACUCAUGACUUUCCCACAGUAGAAAAAUGAAUCAUUCUAUCACCUCAGCAAUUUGAUGUGUGGAUGGUUUUGAUGUGCUUUGCGCAGCCAAGUAUUGUUGGACUUGAGUCUUCAUGUAUGUCAUGUGGGCCUUGUUCAGUGGGUUGUGAAGCAAUUCAUUUCAGAGGCAUUUGUGGAAGCUUCAUUUAAAUUUGAAGCAGUCUUCAGGAAAAUGUUCAGCACUCUGCUGUCCAGACCCUGAACCUUCCAUCUGAGAUGAACCAGCCCCAUAUUUCUGUAUUUCAUGGACUUUUAAAAAGUUAGCAACCAAGUCAUUCUGUCGAUUCAUUUUACUGAAAUAAUGCUGCCAUUUUUUUCUCAGCUGAGACAAACACACUGAACUACUGUUCUGUGACACACUUCUGAUGACUCAAGGUCUCUUUAAGUCUGCCUCAGUAAAUAGUAAGGUUCCAGCUUCAAUGUAAGAUGCAUCUUGGGAGCAUCCACCAUUUUUACAGAACUAGCAUAGAGGAGUUUGAGAACAGAUGCUAGAUUGAUGAAUGUCAGCUGCAUGACACCAUAGCCAGUCAGCGUCUAACAAAAUUGCCACGUUUUAAAAAGCGUGAAACUGGCUGCACGCCUGAAAUGUGUUGCAAUAUUAAUAGUACCCACCCGCAUUUUACAUUGAGAUAGAAGGGUAUUUGGUAUUCAUCUGGUUUAGAAAACUGCAGUGUAAAUAUGCAAUUUAGAUGAAUCUGAGUUAUUUCCAUAAAGUUUCACUUUCCAUAGUUUGAAUAAUAUUGGAUGUCACUUGCCAUCGUGGUGGCAGUAGAUAUUAGUGCCAAACAUUGAUUUGGAUCCCUUCUUGAAUUUUUGGAAUUGGGGUGGGGUAUUUCACAUUAUCCCCUUUACUGUGACAACCCAAAUGCUGCUCCUGUGGGCCAGAGGACUUACCCAAGAAUUGAUAGGGGGUGGGGUGGAGAAUUGUGAGCCUCUGGAAGUUCUACGUGAGAUUUAGUUGUUAUCAGUCUUCCUCCUCAAUAAUGUACUUGGUUUAUUGAAGGACGAGAUGAUAAUAGGAACACUUGGAGGUAUGGGGAAUAUGAUUUAUUUGUAGAACAAUGUUAAAAAAAGCUCACUGAGAAAAAAAUAUUAAGAACAUAGCAACACACUGAUGUAAUCAAUAUAGAUUUAAGUUACCACUUAGUUUACAGAUUUCUUUGGUUAAUUGGCAGCAGAUCAAAAACACACACUUGAAGUAGCGCAGCCCUAGAAAGCCGAACUCCCUCAGCUAAUUUUCAAUGCCAUUUUGUAACAGUUUAGGGUUUUAUAGCUGCCUACUUGACAAUCACACACAGCAAUUUUAAAUAGAUGAGCUGAGGUGAGUGUGGUGGUCUGUGCACGUACCAGAGGAUUACCUGCCCCCUUUUCCAUUGGAGUCCCUUGAACCCUGUUCCCUAGCCUCUCCUGGGGGUUGGGAGAUUUCUUAAAAGUGGGGGGUAGCACAGUGGGGGAGAGGGAAAUCAGAAAGCAGUGAAUCCCUCCCUUUUAUCAAGUUGGUGAACAGAUGUGCCUUUCUUUUGCACUGGGCACUUUGGAGCGAGGUCACCAUAUUUGUACACACAGCGCUGAAAAGAAAAAGACUCCUUCAUUGAAAACCAUUAUUUAUGCCGAUGGACACAGUUGUGCUAGGCUUCAUUCUGUUACCUUGGUCAAAGGCCACUUCCAAUCAGAACUGCAUUUUCAUUAUCAAAUCUGUAGUGAGGUAUGCAUCACAAUACCUAGGCUGUUACUCUGAUUUUUUAAAUGUCGACAAAAAAAUGAACAUUUACUUUAACAAUCUAGAAUUUAAACUAUUAUAAGUUUGUAAAUGUAAAUUGUUUGCCACAUGUGUGAAGUGUUAAGAGAGCAUUCAUAUUAAUGUCUUUUUCCUCAGUCUAAAAGCAGUAUUUUUGUAAAAUAACUGUAUUUUAUGACUCUUUAAAAGACUAGUAAAUAAACAACCUGGUUCUUGUGGGA